Messenger RNA from Oryctolagus cuniculus (rabbit), 6422 nucleotides. RefSeq names its product collagen type XIV alpha 1 chain (gene COL14A1). Gene Ontology annotation, molecular function: protein binding. Lineage: Eukaryota; Metazoa; Chordata; Mammalia; Lagomorpha; Leporidae. The record is from RefSeq and is a predicted model, not a curated record. Gene Ontology annotation, cellular component: interstitial matrix.
CUUAUCUGAUCCUGGGCGCUCAGGGAGAGCGAAGCGCGGGAGAGGCUGGGGGUGGGAGAGGGAGAAGGAGGGAGAGACUAAAAGGGCGCUUGGAGGGAAGCGCGCGAGGGUGGUGCGCUUCUGAGAACCAGCUCGCGGCAGAACGCGCAGCUUCCCCAAGCGUGGAGAGACCCCCAAGCUGAACUGGGGGCAUCGCACUGAACAGGCAGCUGCUACAAUCUAUGUAAAAAUCAGGAAAGAAAAUGAAGAUUUUUCAAUGCAAGAUGCGGUACUGGCUGCUUCCAGCUUUUUUGACAAUUGCUUAUUUCUGCACUAUCGUCCAGGGUCAAGUAGCUCCACCCACAAGGUUAAGAUAUAGUGUAUUAUCUCAUGACAGUAUUCAGAUUUCAUGGAAGGCUCCAAGAGGGAAAUUUGGUGGAUACAAACUUCUUGUGACUCCGGCUUCAGGUGGAAAAACCAAUCAGUUAAAUCUCCAGAACACUGCAACUAAAGCAAUUAUUCAAGGUCUUAUGCCAGAACAGAAUUACACAGUUCAAAUUAUUGCAUACAACAAAGACAAAGAAAGCAAGCCAGCUCAAGGCCAAUUCAGAAUUAAAGAUUUAGAAAAAAGAAAGGAUCCUAAGCCCAGAGUCAAGGUUGUGGACAAAGGAAAUGGGAGUAGGCCGUCUGUACCAGAAGAGGUGAAAUUUGUCUGUCAGACUCCAGCUAUUGCUGACAUUGUAAUCCUGGUUGAUGGUUCAUGGAGUAUUGGAAGAUUCAACUUCAGACUGGUUCGGCUUUUCUUGGAAAACCUGGUUACCGCAUUCAAUGUGGGCUCAGAGAAGACACGAGUCGGUCUUGCACAGUACAGCGGGGACCCUCGAAUAGAAUGGCACUUGAAUGCCUUUAGCACAAAAGAUGAAGUGAUUGAAGCUGUUCGAAACCUUCCUUAUAAGGGAGGAAAUACACUCACAGGUCUUGCUUUGAACUACAUUUUUGAAAACAGCUUCAAACCAGAAGCAGGAUCAAGGACUGGAGUACCCAAAAUUGGAAUUUUAAUCACAGAUGGAAAAUCCCAAGAUGAUAUUAUUCCACCAUCCAGAAAUCUUCGUGAGUCUGGAGUAGAGCUGUUUGCCAUAGGGGUAAAAAACGCUGAUGUGAAUGAACUGCAAGAGAUUGCCUCCGAACCAGACAGCACUCAUGUGUACAACGUCGCAGAGUUCGACCUGAUGCACACGGUGGUGGAGAGUCUGACGAGGACUGUCUGCUCCAGGGUGGAAGAACAGGACAGAGAAAUCAAAGCUUCAGCUCUUGCCACCGUUGGGCCGCCUACAGAGUUGAUUACUUCUGAAGUGACUGCCAGGAGCUUUAUGGUUAACUGGACUCAUGCCCCAGGAAAAGUGCAGAAAUACAGAGUUGUGUAUUAUCCUACCAGGGGUGGAAAGCCAGAAGAGGUGGUGGUGGAUGGGAGUGUAUCUUCCACGGUGUUGAAAAGCUUGAUGUCUCUAACUGAGUAUCAGAUAGCAGUCUUUGCAAUAUAUGCGCACACUGCUAGCGAAGGCCUCCGGGGAACUGAAACUACACUUGCUUUACCCAUGGCUUCUGACCUUGAACUGUACGAUGUGACUGAGAACAGUAUGCGGGUCAAGUGGGAUGCAGUGCCUGGAGCCUCAGGAUACCUGAUCCUUUAUGCUCCUCUCACAGAGGGUCUGGCUGGAGAUGAAAAGGAGAUGAAAAUUGGAGAGACCUACACAGAUAUUGAAUUGAGUGGAUUGUCACCCAAUACGGAGUACACAGUCACGGUGUAUGCCAUGUUUGGAGAAGAAGCCAGUGAUCCUGUGACAGGGCAGGAAACAACAUUGCCCUUAAGUCCACCAAGAAACUUGAGGAUCUCCAAUGUUGGCUCUAACAGUGCCCGAUUAACCUGGGACCCAACUUCAAGAAAGAUCAGUGGCUACAGAAUCGUAUAUAACAAUGCAGAUGGGACUGAAAUCAAUGAGGUUGAAGUUGAUCCUAUUACUACCUUCCCUCUGAAAGGCUUGACACCACUCACAGAAUAUACUGUGGCCAUUUUCUCCAUGUACGAGGAAGGGCAGUCAGAGCCUCUGACUGGGGUUUUUACCACAGAGGAAGUUCCAGCCCAGCAAUACUUGGAAAUCGAUGAGGUGACGACAGACAGUUUCAGAGUGACCUGGCAUCCCCUCUCGGCUGAUGAAGGGCAGCACAAGUUGAUGUGGAUUCCAGUCUAUGGUGGGAAGACUCAAGAGGUUGUCCUAAGGGAAGAGCAAGACUCACAUGUUAUUGAAGGCUUGGAGCCCGGCACCGAAUAUGAAGUUUCACUGUUGGCUGUACUUGAUGAUGGAAGUGAGAGUGAGGUGGUGACUGCUGUUGGGACCACCCUUGACAGUUUUUGGACAGAACCAGUCACAACCAUAGCACCUACCAGUUCUGUGACUUCAGUUUUCCAGACAGGAAUCAGAAACCUGGUUGUAGAUGAUGAAACCACUUCUAGCCUGCGGGUAAAAUGGGACAUUUCUGACAGCAAUGUGGAGCAGUUUAGGGUGACCUACCUGACCGCUCAAGGGGACCCUGCGGAAGAAGUGGUAGGAACGGUCAUGGUGCCUGGAAGGCAGAACAGUCUCCUUUUGAAGUCUCUGCUUCCGGAUACAGAAUACAAAGUCACCGUGACGCCCAUCUACUCUGAUGGAGAAGGUGUCAGCGUCUCUGCCCCUGGGAAAACCUUGCCAUCCUCUGGUCCUCAAAACUUAAGGGUCUCUGAGGAAUGGUAUAACCGCCUGCGCAUUACAUGGGACCCUCCACCUUCCCCUGUAAAGGGCUAUCGGAUUGUCUAUAAACCAGUCAGUGUUACUGGUCCAACAUUGGAAACAUUUGUGGGAGCGGACAUCAACACCAUUCUUAUCACCAACCUCCUUAGUGGAAUGGACUACAAUGUGAAAAUAUUUGCCUCUCAGGCUUCUGGCUUCAGUGAUGCUUUGACAGGCAUGGUGAAAACAUUGUUUUUGGGUGUGACCAAUCUCCAAGCCAACCAAAUUGAAAUGACCAGCUUGUGUGCUCAGUGGCAGAUGCACCGUCACGCCACAGCCUACCGGGUAGUAAUAGAAUCUCUCCAAGAUACACAAAAGCAAGAAUCCACUGUGAGUGGAGGGACAACUAGGCAUUGCUUCUAUGGACUUCAGCCUGAUUCAGAAUAUAAAAUCAGUGUUUACACAAAGCUCCAAGAGCUUGAGGGACCUAGUGUGAGCAUAAUGGAAAAAACAGAAUCCUUUCCAACUGAACCACCAACUUUUCCUCCAACCAUUCCACCAGCAAGAGAAGUAUGUAAAGCUGCCAAGGCAGACCUGGUGUUUAUGGUGGAUGGGUCCUGGAGCAUUGGAGAUGAUAAUUUCAAUAAGAUCAUCAACUUCCUGUAUAGCACAGUUGGAGCCCUGGACAAGAUUGGCACAGAUGGAACUCAGGUUGCAAUGGUUCAGUUCACUGAUGACCCCAGAACAGAAUUUAAACUAAAUGCUUACGAAACCAAAGAGACUCUGCUUGAUGCAAUUAAACGCAUUUCAUAUAAAGGAGGAAAUACAAAAACAGGAAAAGCAAUUAAGCAUGUUCGAGACACCUUGUUUACUGCAGAGUCAGGUACAAGAAGAGGAAUCCCAAAAGUCAUUGUGGUUAUAACUGAUGGACGAUCACAAGAUGAUGUGAACAAAAUCUCCAGGGAGAUGCAAUCAGAUGGCUACAACAUUUUUGCAGUCGGUGUGGCCGAUGCAGAUUACUCAGAGUUGGUUAACAUUGGCAGUAAGCCCAGUGCGCGCCACGUCUUCUUUGUGGACGAUUUUGAUGCCUUUAAGAAGAUUGAAGAUGAAUUAAUUACUUUUGUCUGUGAAACCGCAUCAGCAACCUGCCCACUAUUGCACAAGGAUGGCAUUGAUCUUGCAGGAUUUAAGAUGAUGGAAAUGUUUGGUUUGGUUGAAAAGGAUUUUUCAUUGGUGGAAGGAGUUUCUAUGGAGCCCGGUACCUUCAAUGUGUAUCCUUGUUACCAGCUCCACAAAGACGCUCUGGUUUCCCAGCCAACUAAGUAUUUGCAUCCAGAAGGUUUGCCCUCUGACUACACCAUCAGUUUUCUGUUCCGGAUUCUUCCUGACACACCACAGGAGCCCUUUGCUCUUUGGGAAAUUUUAAAUAAAAAUUCUGACCCCUUAGUUGGGAUCAUUUUAGAUAAUGGUGGGAAAACUCUAACUUAUUUCAACUAUGACUACAGUGGGGAUUUUCAAACUGUUACUUUUGAAGGACCUGAAAUUAAGAAAAUUUUCUAUGGAAGCUUUCAUAAGCUACAUGUUAUUGUUAGUAAGACUUUGGUCAAGGUGGUUAUUGACUGCAAGGAAGUGGGUGAGAAGGCAAUAAAUGCAUCAGCUAACAUCACAGCAGACGGUGUAGAAGUACUAGGGAGAAUGGUUAGAUCAAGAGGACCAAAUGGAAAUUCGGCACCAUUCCAGUUACAGAUGUUUGAUAUUGUUUGCUCUACAUCAUGGGCCAAUCGAGACAAAUGCUGUGAACUUCCAGGCCUGAGAGAUGAAGAAUCCUGCCCAGACCUCCCACAUUCCUGCUCCUGUUCUGAAACCAAUGAAUUGGCUCUGGGACCAGCAGGUCCACCAGGUGGUCCAGGACUCCGAGGACCAAAGGGCCAACAAGGUGAACAAGGCCCAAAGGGACCAGAUGGACCUCGUGGUGAAACAGGCCCUCCAGGACCCCAGGGCCCCCCUGGACCUCAAGGACCAAGUGGUCUGUCCAUUCAAGGAAUGCCUGGAAUGCCAGGUGAAAAAGGAGAGAAAGGAGACACUGGCCUUCCUGGCCCACAGGGUAUCCCAGGAGGCAUAGGUUCACCUGGACGUGAUGGCUCACCAGGCCAGAGGGGCUUUCCUGGAAAGGAUGGUUCCUCUGGCCCUCCAGGACCACCAGGGCCAAUUGGCAUUCCUGGAGCUCCUGGAAUCCCGGGGAUCACUGGAAGCACAGGACCACAAGGCGCACUUGGGCCACCUGGUGUCCCUGGUCCAAAGGGAGAGCGAGGAGAGCGCGGUGACCUGCAGUCCCAAGCCAUGGUGAGAGCAGUGGCACGUCAAGUAUGUGAACAGCUCAUCCAGAGUCACAUGGCCAGAUACACAGCCAUCCUCAACCAGAUUCCCAGCCAUUCCUCAUCCAUCCGGACCAUCCAAGGCCCUCCUGGGGAGCCUGGGAGGCCAGGUUCACCUGGAACGCCUGGAGAACAAGGACCCCCAGGCUCACCAGGCUUCCCGGGAAGUGCAGGCGUGCCAGGGACCCCAGGAGAACGAGGACUAACUGGUAUCAAAGGGGAGAAAGGAAAUCCAGGCAUUGGAACGCAAGGACCAAGAGGCCCCCCAGGACCAGCAGGACCUUCAGGAGAAAGUCGGCCUGGCAGUCCUGGGCCCCCUGGCUCUCCUGGACCAAGGGGUCCACCUGGUCAUCUGGGGGUGCCUGGACCCCAAGGUCCUUCUGGCCAGCCUGGAUAUUGUGACCCCUCCUCAUGUUCUGCCUAUGGUGUGGGAGCUCCCCAUCCGGAUCAGCCAGAAUUCACCCCUGUCCAAGAUGAGGAUGAAGCCAUGGAACUGUGGGGCCCUGGGAUCUGACAGCCUCAGGAGAAAUUUGAAGACCAACAACAAAAACUCUCAAGAAACCUUUUUCAAGAAAGUGUUGUUAUUUGGUUUGUAUGCUAUUUUGGGAGGGCUCAUUUCAGCAGUGUUAAUAAUAUUAAAAUUAUCCAAAGAGGAGAUUAACAAAAAAGUAUAUCAAAAAAUCACCUUGAUCUAUGGCACCAUAGCAGUGAUUGCCUGUUGUGGUUUUAAUGACAUACCAGAUAAAAACUCCGUUCCAGAGAAGAGUGCUCAAAAAGGAAUUGGGUAAAAUAAAAUUGAACCUUGGAAUUUUCUCUCUCCAGUCCUGAAAUGAACAAGAUAGAGAAGGUUGUGUUUGAGGAAAAUGGGGUCCCUGUAGCGAUAGGAUUAACCGAGAGUCAAAGAUUGUACUGACUACCCUACCCACUAUGGGAAUGACCUGGACAAUAAUAAAAAAGGGAUAUUAUUGGAGAAACUACCUCUUGCUUAAUUGAUCUGUCCAAUUCUGAGAUUAUUUGGUAACUGGUUUCACGGGUAUCCAAAAAUGUGUCAGAAUAUAAUAUUUAUGAAUUUGGUGAUUUAAAAAGUAGACAUAGGUUUUCAGUGGGUUUUGUCUCAUGGAAAAAAAUGACUUCCACCAGCACUGAUGAAAAAGUACUCCAGUUGUAAUAAGUGACUUGUCCAGCAGUAAGUUCCAGGACUUGCCUCCCCUUGUCUACAGGGAUUAAUUUGUACAUGUAGAUAAUUUUUUGCAAACCAAUUUUUAUUCUCUUUUGUAAGCAAAUAAAAAUUUUAAACAAUGUA